AAAUAAAUAACAUAUAGCUAGAAAACAAAUUUUAUUGUAGAAAUUCGAAAGUGGGAUUUUUUAAUAUUAACUGUAUUACUUUAUUACAUAUUGUCACUAUUGGAAGAAGACCAGCACUAAUCACACCGGCCUUCCUCUCAUUGGUAGACAAGAGUUUUUGGACAGCCAAUUAUAACUAAGUCCAUUUAUUAUCUUUCCUAUAUAAUAUCAUUCUCUUCAUAUAUAUUUAAACAAACAUUUCUAGUAACAUAAUCAGAGUUUGGAAUAUAUGUGUAUUUAUAUAAGAACAACAACAUAAUCGGCUAAGAUAAAUGGCGCCAAAGCCUGUAAUAGUAACAAUAAUUGUGUGGUGGCUGUGGCUGCAGGCGCUGAGUUUGGGACCGUUCAGCAGCUCAGCAGACCCACAAACCAAGCUCUUGAACCAAGGAUGCAGCCAGUACAAUGCCACGGACUUCACCGAUUUCUUCACCAAUCUCAACGCCACUUUCUCCGACCUCAGGGCACAGCUCCGCGGCGGCGAUAAGCGGUUUGCGACGGCGCAGCAAGCACGGGGAUCAGACCCCGUCUAUGCCAUGGCGCAGUGCAGGGACUACCUGUCCGCUGCCGACUGUGCUGCUUGCUUUGCAGCCGCAGAGAAGCAAAUCCGCAAUUGCUCGGCAGCCAAUGGUGCUCGCGUCAUUUACGAUGGCUGCUUUCUAAGGUACGAGACCAAUGGAUUUUUCGACCAAACCACUCUCCCAGGCAACGUAGGAAUCUGCGGUAAGAAGACGAUACCACACAGCCCCGCCGCAUUCACUUCCACGGUCGACGAUGUUUUAACAACUCUUCAAGCCGCAACGCCCAAGAUUAACGGCUUCUUCGCGGCGGAAAAGAAGGAAGUAGUAGGCGCAGGUGGCGGAAACUUGACGGUGUAUGGCAUGGCGCAAUGCGCGCAGACGGUGAGCAGCAGUGGCUGCCUUGACUGCUUGAAAGUGGCCUAUGCCAACCUCCAAAUUUGCCUUCCUGACUCCGAAGGUAGAGCGGUCGAUGCCGGCUGUUUUCUUAGGUACUCAAAUGCUUCAUUUUUUGCUGAUAAUCAGACCACCAAUUUGGCUCCCUUCUUAAACAAUGGAGGCAGUUCAAGCAAGAAAGCCAUAAUUGGAGGCGUAGCAGGAGGUGUAGGUGGUCUAGCACUCUUGAUCAUAGUUGGAAUUUUCAUUUGGUUUAAACGAUAUUCGAGAAAGCCACAUGCAAUUGACAGAGGUAACAUUUUGGGAGGUACGGAAUUGCAAGGUCCUGUAAAUUAUAAGUAUAAGGAUUUGAAAAAUGCAACCAAGAAUUUUAGUGAAGAAAAUAAACUUGGAGAAGGUGGUUUUGGCGACGUUUACAAGGGGAGUUUGAGGAAUGGGAAAAUCGUAGCAGUGAAAAAGCUAGCAAUAGGACAGACACAAAGAGGAAAAGCUGAUUUUGAAAGUGAAGUGAGGCUGAUAAGCAAUGUUCAUCACCGCAAUUUGGUGCGACUUCUUGGUUGUUGCAACAAUGGCCCAGAGCUUCUUCUUGUCUAUGAGUUCAUGCCAAAUAGCAGUCUCGACAGAUUCUUAUUCGGAGACCAACGAAGAGGAAGUCUGAAUUGGAGUCAAAGACAUAAUAUAAUAAUGGGGACAGCAAGGGGUCUUGCUUAUCUACAUGAGGAAUUCCAUGUGUGUAUAAUACACAGAGAUAUUAAAACAAGUAACAUUCUUUUAGAUGAUGAUUUCAACCCUAGAAUUGCUGACUUUGGUUUGGCUAAGCUUUUGCCUCAAGAUCGAUCUCAUCUCAGCACCAGAUUUGCCGGAACUUUGGGAUACACAGCACCUGAAUAUGCAAUUCAUGGGCAGUUGUCAGAGAAGGCUGAUACCUAUAGUUAUGGUGUGGUUAUGCUUGAAAUCAUAAGUGGCCAAAAGAGCACUGAGAUUAAAGAGAGUGAUCCAGAUGGUCAAUACCUCCUUCAACGGGCAUGGAAUCUUUAUGAGAAUAACAAGCACAUGGAGUUGGUGGAUGAAAGGCUGGAGGUGGAUGAGUACGAAGGAGAAACAGUGAAGAGACUCAUAGAAAUUGCUCUUAUGUGCAUACAAUCAUCACCUGCCAUGAGGCCUACGAUGUCUGAAGUUGUCGUUUUGCUCAAAACGAAGAACUCAUCAUCAGUAGUGGAGGAGUCUCGGCCGCUGACCAGGCCUGUCUUCGUUGAUGCGCAUCAAAAGCCACGAGGAGACAAUUCGACCUCUACUGCUUCAUCUUCUACGUCCAAUGCUACUGCCUCCAUAUCUCGAAUUUCGGGUCGCUGAACUUUCAAGUUAGUUAAUUGAACUGUCUGUAAUAUUUCAGUAUGUAUAAAACCUUUUCGAACUUAAGAGUAUACAUCUGUGUAAAUGUAAAAACCCAAAUUUUUUUAUUUUAAAUAAAAUAUUAUAUUUUUAGAUAAAGGUAGGACCCACUUGGCUCAAUUUUUUCUUACAA
Humulus lupulus (European hop) is the source of this 2475-nucleotide messenger RNA. RefSeq names its product cold-responsive protein kinase 1-like. Lineage: Eukaryota; Viridiplantae; Streptophyta; Magnoliopsida; Rosales; Cannabaceae. Gene Ontology annotation, molecular function: protein kinase activity; ATP binding. Gene Ontology annotation, biological process: protein phosphorylation. The record is from RefSeq and is a predicted model, not a curated record. Bases 312 to 2303 code for a protein of 663 amino acids. The transcript is spliced from 8 exons.